Molecule: messenger RNA, 1806 nt
Organism: Fraxinus pennsylvanica
Lineage: Eukaryota; Viridiplantae; Streptophyta; Magnoliopsida; Lamiales; Oleaceae
Source: the annotation of a GenBank genome assembly
AUGACUUUGAUUGGUGGUGCAGUUUUCAAGUUUCUUUUCUCUUCACUUCUAUGGAUCAUCACGCUGCGUAUUUCCCUCAUUAAAGGCGAAGAGAAUUCUGGGGAAUUCCGGUAUCCAUUCAUCAAACCCGCAAGCUCAUUCUCUCCGCUGCCGUCCUCCGCCACGAACGGCGGCGAUAAACGCUUUGACUACAUUAUAGUAGGAGGAGGUACUGCCGGAUGUCCCCUGGCCGCCACCCUAUCGCAAAACUUCAGUGUGCUAUUACUGGAAAGAGGCGGAACGCCUUUUGCAAACCCUAAUGUCACCUUCAUGCAGAAUUUCCACAUCUCGUUGGCUGACACUUCGCCAUCUUCUGCAUCACAGCGGUUCAUUUCCACCGAUGGAGUCAUUAAUUCCAGAGCUCGAAUAUUGGGCGGAGGCACUUCCAUUAAUGCUGGGUUUUACACCAGAGCAAGCUCAAGUUUCAUUAGAAGUGUAGGAUGGGAUUCAAAACUGGUGCAGGAGUCCUACUCUUGGAUUGAGAAACAAAUUGUUCAUAGACCAGACCUUAUGCCAUGGCAGAGAGCAAUAAGGGACAGUCUUUUAGAAAUUGGAAUCUCACCUUUCAAUGGAUUUACCUAUGAUCACAAAUAUGGAACCAAAGUUGGUGGGACUAUUUUUGACAGGUUCGGCCGCCGCCACACUGCGGCGGAGCUUCUUGCCUCAGCAAAUCCUGGAAAGCUACAUGUUUUAGUACAUGCAACAGUUCUGAAAAUUGUUUUUGAUACAACAGGUAAAACACCAAGGGCAGUUGGGGUUAUCUUCAAAGAUGAAAAUGGGAAGCAACACGAAGCAUUAAUUUCAAUGGGGCCGAGGAGUGAAGUUAUCGUGUCGUCUGGAGCAAUUGGGAGCCCUCAGCUGCUGCUACAUAGUGGCAUCGGCCCGAAGACGGACCUUGAAAAGUUUAACAUACCUGUGGUUCUUGACAAUGAGUUUGUUGGGAAGGGCAUGUCUGAUAAUCCCAUGAACACUAUCUUUGUUCCCACUAAUACGCCUGUCCAGCAAUCUUUGAUUCAAACUGUAGGGAUUACCAAGUUGGGAGUGUAUAUUGAAGCAAGCAGUGGAUUUGGUCAGUCCUCAGACAGCAUUCAUUGGGACCAUGGAAUUGUUUCAGCUGAGAUAGGGCAGCUGUCUACCAUUCCUCCAAAGCAAAGAACAUAUGAAGCAAUUCAAUCCUACAGGAGAAUAAAGAAAAACCUUCCACGUGAAGCAUUUAUGGGAGGUUUCAUUCUAGAAAAGAUUGCCAAUCCCCUAUCAAAAGGCCAACUUAGACUUCUCAACACAAAUGUUGAUGAUAACCCUUUAAUUACUUUCAACUACUUCAGCCAUCCAUACGAUUUACAACGAUGUGUGGACGGUAUACGUGUUAUGGAGAAGAUUUUGAGGUCGAAACAUUUCACCAAUUUCACACAAUGUGACAAGAAAACAGUCGAGAAGCUGUUGAACAUGAGCGUUCAUGCUAACGUUAAUCUUAUACCCAAGCAUAUUAAUGACACAAAAUCCUUGGAGCAGUUCUGUAAAGACACUGUUAUCACAAUUUGGCACUACCAUGGGGGCUGCCAUACGGAUAAGGUGGUGAGCCGUGACUACGAGGUUCUUGGAGUUGAAAGACUCCGUGUUGUUGAUGGUUCAACGUUCGCUGAUUCUCCAGGGACAAACCCUCAAGCCACUGUGAUGAUGCUGGGCAGGUACAUGGGAGUGAAGAUAUUAAGAGAGAGAUUAGGCCGAGCAGCUGGAGAAAACAAUCCAGCAUUCAUCGGAGAUUAA